Molecule: messenger RNA, 6405 nt
Organism: Osmerus eperlanus (European smelt)
Lineage: Eukaryota; Metazoa; Chordata; Actinopteri; Osmeriformes; Osmeridae
Gene: lrp5
Product: low density lipoprotein receptor-related protein 5
Exons: 24
Coding region: 114-4970 (1618 amino acids)
Biological process (GO): canonical Wnt signaling pathway
Molecular function (GO): Wnt receptor activity; Wnt-protein binding
Source: RefSeq, a predicted model, not a curated record
CGCUAGCAGGGCAGAGUGGAGCAGAGGCGCCUUAACAAAAGUAUCGUCCGAGAGACCCGCACGGAUUCAUAACUUUCUCUAGCACAAAUAUACCGAAGAAUGGAGUCGGAAUUAUGGAAUUAAAGUCGAGAGCACUUGCAAUGGGUGAUUUACUCGCGGGAUUACUUCUGUUCGGUAGUUUGCUCUCUGUAGUUGAUGGGUCUCCUCUGCUGCUGUUUGCUAACCGGCAGGACGUCAGGCUGGUGGACGCCGGGGGGCCGAGGGCAGAGUCCUCCGUGGUGGUCAGCAGCCUGGAGGACGCAGCAGCUGUGGACUUCCUGUACUCAGAGGGACUCAUCUUCUGGACGGACGUGAGCGAGGAAGCCAUCAAACAGACAUACUACAACCAGUCCACCAGAGCAGGGAAGGACGGUCUGGGUGCGGGUCAGACAGUGGUGGUGGCUGGACUGGACUCCCCGGACGGCCUGGCAUGUGAUUGGCUGGGCCGUAAACUCUACUGGACUGACUCUGAGACCAACCGAAUCGAGGUGGCCAAUCUGGACGGGACAUCCCGGAAGGUUCUGUUCUGGAUGGACCUUGACCAGCCCAGAGCCAUUGCCCUGAACCCUGCCCAGCGCUUCAUGUACUGGACGGACUGGGGAGAGGAGCCCAGAAUCGAGAGGGCGGGGAUGGACGGCAGCAACAGGAAGGUCAUCGUGGAGGCGGAGCUCUACUGGCCAAACGGACUGACCAUUGACCUGGACGAGCAGAAGUUGUACUGGGCCGACGCCAAGCUGAGCUUCAUCCACCGAGCCAACCUGGAUGGAUCACAACGGGAGACGGUGGUUGAGGGAACCCUGACCCACCCCUUCGCCCUCACGCUGUCUGAGGAGACACUGUUCUGGACCGACUGGCAGACCAGGUCCAUCCACGCCUGCAACAAGCACACAGGGGAGAAGAGGAAGGAGAUUCUGAGCGGGAUUUACUCUCCCAUGGACAUCCAGGUGCUGGGUCCGGAGAGACAACCUAACAUCCAGACCCCCUGCGAUGAGGAGAAUGGAGGCUGUUCCCACCUGUGUCUUCUCUCCCCCCUGCAGCCCUUCUACAGCUGUGCAUGUCCCACCGGGGUCAAGCUGAAGGAGGACAGCAAGACCUGCAUGCCAGGUGCUGAGCAGGUGCUGCUCCUGGCUCGUAGGACUGACCUGCGCCGCAUCUCCCUGGACCUCCCUGACUUCACCGACAUCGUGCUGCAGGUGGACGACAUCCGGCACGCCAUCGCCGUCGACUAUGACCCCGUGGAGGGCCACGUGUACUGGACGGACGACGAGGUGAAGGCCAUCCGCAGGGCGCGCAUCGACGGCAGUGAGGCCCAGACGCUGGUGACCACGGAGGUGAACCACCCUGACGGCAUCGCUGUGGACUGGGUCGCACGCAACCUGUACUGGACCGACACGGGCACCGACCGCAUUGAGGUGACCCGGCUGAACGGCACCUCCAGACGGAUCCUGAUCUCUGAGAACCUGGAGGAGCCCAGAGCAAUUGUGCUGGACCCUGUUAACGGCUACAUGUACUGGACUGACUGGGGAGAGAACCCCAAGAUUGAGCGGGCCACUCUGGACGGCAGUGAACGUCUGGUGCUGCUGAACUCCUCCCUGGGCUGGCCCAACGGCCUCGCCCUGGACCACGCUGCUGGGAAGCUGUACUGGGGCGACGCCAAGACUGAUAAGAUAGAGGUGAUGAACGUGGAUGGCUCUGACAGGAGGGUGCUCCUGCAGGACAAGCUGCCCCACAUCUUUGGCUUCACGCUGCUAGGUGACUUCAUCUACUGGACCGACUGGCAGCGCAGGAGCAUCGAGAGGGUGCACAAGACCCAGGCUAUACGAGAGAUCAUCAUCGACCAGCUGCCCGACCUUAUGGGCCUGAAGGCCACCAGGGUCACAGAGACCUUUGGUACCAACGGCUGUGCGGAGGUCAACGGGGGUUGCAGCCACCUGUGUUUCCACCGUCCGCAGGGUCUGCGCUGCGCAUGCCCCAUGGGCCUGGAGCUGCUGAGCGAUCUGCACACCUGCGUGGUUCCUGAAGCCUUCCUCCUGUUCACCAACCGGGCCGACAUACGCAGCAUCUCCCUGGGCACCAACAGCAACGAUGUGGCCAUACCACUCACCGGCGUCAAGGAGGCCUCCGCACUCGACUUUGACGUCUCCGAGAACCGGAUAUAUUGGACCGAUGUCAGCACCAAGACGAUCAGCAGAGCCUUCAUGAACGGAAGCUCUGUGGAGCACGUCAUCGAGUUCGGCCUGGAUUACCCAGAAGGCAUGGCGGUGGACUGGAUGGCCCGGAACAUUUACUGGGCCGACACCGGCACCAACAGGAUCGAGGUCUCCAGGCUGGAUGGGCAGUACAGGCAGGUCCUGGUGUGUAAGGACCUGGACAACCCUCGCUCCCUCGCCCUGGACCCUGCCAGAGGGUUCAUGUACUGGACAGAGUGGGGCGGCAGGCCUCGCAUCGCCCGUGCCCACAUGGACGGCAGCAGCAUCGUCACCCUGGUGGACAAGGUGGGCCGGGCCAACGGCCUCACCAUUGACUACACUGACCAGCGACUGUACUGGACCGACCUGGACACCUGCAUGAUUGAGUCCACCAACAUGCAAGGUCUUCAGAGGGAGAUUGUAGUGGAUGACUUGCCCCACCCGUUUGGCCUCACCCAGUACCGGGACUACAUCUACUGGACGGACUGGAACCUGCGCAGUAUUGAGCGCGUGGACAAGCGCAGCGGUCUGAACCGCACCGUGGUGCAGGGCCAGCUGGAGUACGUCAUGGACAUCCUGGUCUUCCACUCCUCCCGCCAGAACGGCACCAACCAGUGUUCCCAGGGCAACGGGAACUGUGCCCACCUCUGCCUGGCGUCUCCCUCUGGAGCCCAGUGCCGCUGCGCCUCCCAUUACACCCUGGACCCCAACGGACGCAACUGCAGCUCUCCCUCCAGCUUCCUGCUGUUCAGCCAGAAGACCUCCAUCAGCAGGAUGGUUUUGGGGGAGCAGAGCCCGGAUAUCAUCCUGCCCAUCCAUGUUCUGAAGAGUGUUCGGGCCAUCAGCUAUGACCCCCUGGAGCAGCUGCUGUACUGGGUGGACGGGCGGCAGAACAUCCGCCGUGCACGCGACGACGGCACGCAGUCCUCCGUGGUGGUGUCCACCUUGCCUCCAGCCCCCCAGCAGAGCUCAGAGAAGCAGCCCCAUGACCUGAGUGUGGACCCGUACAGCCGGCGCCUGUACUGGACAUGUGAGACCACGAACACCAUCAACGUCCAGCAUCUGGAUGGGGAGGCCCUGGGGGUGGUGCUCAGGGACGAACACGACAAGCCCCGAGCCAUCGUCGUCAACGCAGAGAAAGGGUACAUGUACUUCACCACCAUGCAGGAGCGCUCAGCCAAGAUCGAGGGGGCGUCUCUGGACGGGACGGAGCGAGAGUCUCUGUUCACCACGGGGCUGAUCCGGCCUGUGUCCCUAGCGCUGGACAACAAGCUGGGAAAGCUGUUCUGGGUCGACGCCGACCUCAAACGCAUCGAAAGCAGCGACCUCACCGGAGCCAAUCGCAUUGUGCUCCAGGACUCCAAUAUCCUGCAGCCUGUGGGGCUGACCCUGCUGGGGGAGCACCUGUACUGGAUCGACCGGCAGCAGCAGAUGAUCGAGCGCGUGGACAAGCUGACGGGCGAUAAGCGGACAAGGAUCCAGGGACGCAUCAUCUACCUGACCAGCAUCCACGCUGUGGAGGACAUGGAGCCGGCAGAGUUUGUGUCUCAUCCCUGUUCCCGUGACAACGGAGGAUGCUCCCACAUCUGCAUCGCCAAAGGCGAUGGGACGCCUCGCUGCUCAUGCCCGAUGCACCUGGUACUGCUGCAGGACCUGCUCCACUGUGGAGAGCCCCCCACCUGCUCCACAGAGCAGUUCACUUGUGCCACGGGGGACAUUGACUGCAUCCCGCUGGCCUGGCGCUGCGACGGCUUCCCAGAAUGUGACGAUAACAGUGAUGAGGAGAACUGCCCUGUCUGCUAUGCCUUCCAGUUCCAGUGUGACAAGGGUCAGUGUGUUGACGCCCAGCUGCGCUGCAACGGCGAGCCCGACUGUGCCGACCACUCAGACGAGCAGGACUGUGACAUCAUCUGCUCUCCGGGCCAGUUCCGCUGCCUGAACAACCAGUGCAUCCAGAAGAAGCAGCAAUGCGACUCCUACAGCGACUGUUCUGACGACUCUGAUGAGCUGGGCUGUGGAGACUUCCUGGUGCCGUCGUCCAGCGACCUCCCUCCCCACUCCAGCACGGUGGGCCCGGUCAUCGGCAUCAUUCUGUCGGUGUUCGUCAUGGUGGGCGUGUACUUCGUGUGCCAGCGCGUGGUGUGUCGGCGCUACAAGGGGCCUAAUGGAUCCUUCCCCCACGAGUACAUCAGCGGGACGCCCCAUGUCCCACUGAACUUUAUCACCCCCAGCAGCUCCCAGCACGGCACCUUCUCAGGUAUCUCGUGUGGGAAGUCCAUGCUGGGCAGCAGCAGCAGCGGAGCUCCGCUCUACGACAGGAACCACCUGACCGGAGCCUCCUCCAGCAGCUCCUCCAGCACCAAGGGGACUUUCUAUCCUCAGAUGCUGAACCCUCCUCCGUCCCCGGCGACAGAUCGCUCCCUCUACAACGCAGAGGGCUUCUACUCCUCCAACAGCCCCUCCACCACCAGGUCCUACAGGCCGUACCUGAAGCGCGGAGGGGCUCCCCCCACCACCCCCUGCAGCACCGACGUGUGUGACAGCGACUACACCACCAGCCGCUGGAAGAGCAACAAAUACUACAUGGACCUGAACUCAGACUCCGACCCCUACCCCCCGCCCCCCACCCCCCGGAGCCAGUACCUGUCAGCAGAGGAGAGCUGCCCCCCCUCCCCCUCCACGGAGCGGAGCUACUUCCACCUGUGCCCCCCUCCCCCCUCGCCCUGCACCGACUCCUCGUGACAGCUGGAGAAUGUGAUUCAGCCUGUAAAUAAUGUUUAAAUACGAACAUAUGAGAUGAUUCUAUAGUAUUCAUGCCUCCAUCUUGGUGUGGUGAGAGGUGGGGGAAGGGGUCUGUCUCAGAUCUCUUAAACAGUGUGAAUCUUACCACUUUUCAUCAUGUUGCCAUUGGGUGGAAACCCUCCAAAUUAGAUUUUCGAAAUAGAUACAUUUCUACCUAUCAAAAUUUGCCUGCACCUUUCAGCAGUUAUAAAUGUGGCUCUUAGAAAGCUGGAAACACGAGCACACUGUAAUAUACCUUUCCAAAUCAAGAUGAAAAAUACCAAAUGAGCCUCUUAGAAAAAGAAUUGUAAAUAUUUGUAAUUAAACGUAAAUAAUUGAUUUCUUUGAGUUCAUUAUAGCCAUGAGAUGUUCUUAUUAAUUAUUAUCUUUGUGAAUCUGAAUUGGUCCCAUGCAGAAGUUUUGUUUUCCAGUUUGCUGCUACUGUACAUAUAUGACUAUGAGUUAUGGUUUUAAAAAACACUUAUGAUUUAAAUAUUACAACCAACAGUAGAUCAUGAAGCUAUUUUACUUUUUAAACAAAUUGUAUUAUUCUUAUAGCAAUGUUGCAAUUGUUGUAUGUAGAGCAGUAUGUAUGUAUUCUUGUUUAUAUGGGAACGUUUCAUAUUUUGAAGGAGUUUCUGUCUAGAAUAGAUUAGAAACAGCUUCAUCCUUGAUGCAGUUGUGAGUUGAGGGAUCCAGGGCCGACAACCCUGGUGUUGCAUCCAGACAUUUACACCCUGUCACUUUAUCAUGUCAUUGAUGUAUGCUAUACAUUGAGCCAUCUCUCAGAAAAUACAGUCAUCCAACAAUCUUAGAAAUAAAUGUUUUUCAAUUGUCCUGAGGAAGAUAGACUAAUAUCUCCCAAUAUCCAGCUAGUCUCCCGUCUGUGAAACAUGCUCAAUGUGCCUCACUAUGUUCUCUGAACAGGGCUGUCCUGUUAGAGUGAGCACUUACUAAAGAAUGUUGUAAUCACGUUUAUGAAAACUAAAUUUUACAAUUAAUGAAUUGCUAUUAAUUUAAUUGUAAACCCACCACAAGAGUUCAUAACAUUGCAUCAGGUUGUAGUGUUAAGAUUUUAACUUGACGAUCUACAUCCCUGUUAGGAACCCUGCUAGGGCUAGAUUAGCCCGGCUAGUUCUGGUGUGUGGAGCCGAUAGGAACACACGCUGCUGCAGCUGUUCUGUCACACAGAGGACAGCAAAGCAUCUUUUCAUCCUGAGUGCUGCUCAGUGAUCCUCACUUCUCCCAGGACAGGAGACACCCACUGUGCCAGUAUAGCAAGGCUCUUGAAACAAACUGUGUAUUGUCUUUUGUCUGUAAAUGCCUUCUGUAAUUUACACUUGUGACAAUUUUUGUAUCAAAACAUUUUAUAUAAUAAAGGUUCUAUUUUAAAGAA